AUGCCACCAUCAACGGCGCGACGCCGACGCAAAUUAGAAGAAGAGGAGAGCACGCCACCCUCGACGCCACCGCGACGAGGUCCUCGCUCUUCAACAGCAAAAGAAGAACGAGGAAAAGGAGGAGGAAACACAAAAUUGGGGAAAAUUGGACCCCCGAAAUCCCCCAUCAAACGCGCCAUCAAACUCGUCCGGACGCAACUCUACCGACCGAAAAUUCCAAUAUUCUCCUCCGCGUUCGUGUUGGCGAUCAUAUUUAUCAUCGCACCGUACGUGGAUAAGACGUAUCAUAAGAUUUCAGAGGAAGGGAGGGUGGCUUCGGAUUUGGGGGAUGUGAGGUUUGAUGUUGGGAAAUUUACCGUCCAGUGGCAAAACACGGAGCAAACGCUGAAAAUCACGCACAAGAGAGCCAAGUUUUGUUUCCGGCAGCGCUUGUGUCCAAUCACGGAAACGUGGUCGUCCAUCUCCAAGAGACCGUUUUUAACGCUCGCGAGCGGGCCGAUUAAAGUGCACCAGUUGAUCCACGGGCAUUUUAGGAUACAGGUUUUAGAUAAGUUGAGAACGACGGUACAGACGAUCGAUAGUAUGGAAAGGAAGACGUGCGAGGUGCAUUACGACGGGAGGGUGGAGAGGAAGACGAGGACGACGGAUGUUGAGGAGGAGGACAAAGACGACGGCGGCGGAGGCGUCGCGUUGAUUGAAGUCGAUAGUAGCGGUAGUAGUAGUAGUAGUAGUAGUAGUAGUGGUAGUGGUAAUAAUGGGAAUAGUCAGAAUAGCAAUAGUAACGUAGAAUUAGUGGAGUGCAUAGUCAUCAAAGGGACGGUGGUGAAAGAGGACGCGUGGAUUGACCACUUCGUGAACACAUUUUACGAACGACGAAGUAAAAUGUACCACGCGCUCUUCUCGGACGACCAAGAAUCGGAAAUUGAGUUAGCGAAGCAGAAAGCAAACGCGAAAUUGAGAGCGUCAUAUUCCGUCGCGCUUGCAUCCAGAAGCGAUGAUAGAAUUGGAUUCACGAUUAUUUGGGACGAAAUCGUUCCGGGCGUUCAAAGAUCCCCGAGGAGGAAUCGGAGGAUGGUGAACUUGAACCAUUUGAUUUUGACGCACGCGGUGGAGAAGCGCGAGCGAGUGUAUGGAUUAGGUGAACAAUACACAUCGAUCGAACACACAGGUAGGAGAGUGCCAAUCAUAACUGGCGAACAAGGCGUAGGGAGAGGGAAGCAACCGAUUUCUGCGACCGCGGAGCUCCUAUUUAAAGGUUCCAGCGGCGAUUGGUGGACAACCUACUCGGCGAUUCCACAUUACGUCACCUCGAAGGCGCGAUCGUUUUUUCUCACCAAUUACACGUAUUCUGAGUUUGAUUUUACGGAGGAAAACGCAAUCAGCGUGCACGUGGUUGCGCCUACCGGCAUAGUUUGCGGUCAAAUCAUCGCAGCGAUAGAUAUUCCGGGCGUAUUACAAGCGUACACGGAAUAUUCUGGACGCAUUAAACCGUUACCGGAAUGGGCGAUGCGAGGCGUCAUCGUCGGUAUGACUGGCGGUCCAAGUAAAGUCAGACGCAUCGAAAAACAGCUAACCGAUGGCGGGGUGAAAAUAGCCGGGUUUUGGUUACAAGAUUGGUCGGGAUUUCGAAACACGAGCAUCGGCAUCGAACGCGUCUGGUGGAACUGGAAACUCGAUGAAGAUUUAUACACGGAUUGGCACGCGUUGCGCGAGGAGUUUGAAAAGAAAGGCACACACUUGGCAACGUACGUGAAUCCGUUUUUGAUGGACUCGAAAGACCAUCACGGAGAUUUAUACCGUUUUGCUUUAGAGAAUGGGUACUUCAUCAAGAACAAGAAAGGCGAAGGGUACGGUUUCGUGAGUGAACCAGGGGUUACGUUUUCCUUGUUGGAUUUAACCAACCCGGAGUGCGUGCGUAUGGAUCGAAAAUCGAAAGCGUUCAUGGCAGAUUUUGGAGAAUAUUUACCGUUCGAUGCAACUCUGAAAUCUGGAGAGUUACCAAUUUUAACGCACAACCGGUACCCGGAAGAUUGGGCGAGGAUUCAAAAACGCGCUCUGCGACGCGCCGGCUUGGAGAAAACGGGAUUUUUCUGGACGAGAUCGGCGAGUUUAUUGACGCCGUCAUUUACGAGCGUUCAGUGGGUUGGCGACCAACUCGUGAGUUGGGAUAAUCGAGACGGCAUUAAAUCCGCGCUGAAUGGCAUAUUAACCGGCGCUUUAAGCGGUUUGACUUUGAGUCAUUCGGAUAUCGGCGGGUACACGGCGACGCCGGGGCGACACCGAUCGAAAGAAUUGCUGAUGCGAUGGAUGGAAUUGAAUGCGUUUUCAGACGCUGUGUAUCGUUCACACCAAGGAAACAGACCACACCACAACGCGCAAGUAUGGGACGACGAGGAGAUUAUUGCGCAUUUAGCGUGGUGCACGUCCAUGCACAUUGCGUUGCUCGAAUACAAACGCGAAGCUAUGCGCGAGGCGGAAAACGUCGGUUUACCUAUGACGCGAAUGAUGUUCAUUCACUACACCUACGACGAAGUAGCGAGUGAUUUGACCUCGCAGUUUUUACUCGGACGGGACUUGUUGAUCGCGCCGGUUUUGGAUCGUAAAACGUCGAGAGUGCAUUGUUAUUUACCUCGCGAAGACGUGUGGAUGGACGCGUGGACAACCAUUUUAGCGCCGAUAUCGACGUCGGCGGUAAGAAAGAAAAAAAGUGGCGACGACGAGGAAAGUAGUGGGAGCGGGACAUGGGUGACCGCGGAUGCCCCGAUGGGUUGGCCCGCGGUGUUUAUCCGCUCAGGGGCAAGUAAGACGGCCAAAGCUGCGGCUGCGGCAUUACGCGAGUUGGCGGUUGAGAAAGGCGGCGUGCCAUCCAAAAGGCGCGUUAAGAUCAUGGAUCCAGUUGAAAAACUGAUUCUAGGAUUAGUUUAG
Messenger RNA from Bathycoccus prasinos, 2925 nucleotides. Its product is annotated as alpha-glucosidase. Gene Ontology annotation, molecular function: hydrolase activity, hydrolyzing O-glycosyl compounds; carbohydrate binding. The record is from RefSeq and is a predicted model, not a curated record. Bases 1 to 2925 code for a protein of 974 amino acids. Gene Ontology annotation, biological process: carbohydrate metabolic process. NCBI's taxonomy places the organism in Eukaryota, Viridiplantae, Chlorophyta, Mamiellophyceae, Mamiellales, Bathycoccaceae. The transcript has 3 exons.